UCACUAUAAAUAGGCUGACAGAGCGACAGUCUUCGCAACACCUUCACAUUGUUUUCAAUGUACUUUAGCUUCCCCUGCCGAGAUGAACCAGCUUGUCUGUUUUGUGAUGCUGGGCAUCUGUGUGAUGCAGGCCCAUUCAAACCCAUCAAGUCUGGGUCGUCCCUAUCUUAUGGAGUGCUUUGAAGAGGCCAAAAAACUGGUGGAUGAUGCUUACAAGUACUCGCGAGAUGAGAGUCUGAGCAGGGUUCGCAGAGAGGUCGUCUCUCCGGCGGACAUCCUGCGCCUCAUGAAGCAGCCGCGUGGAGCCUCCCGCUCGGCCGUGCGCUCGGCCGACUACAUGGACCAGACCCUGCGCCUGCUGCACGACCGCGUCCACCGCGUGCACAAACGCUCGCUCAACGCCACAGAUCUGCUCCCUCGUGAAGACCUGGAGGUUCUCUCCAAGAUCUCUGGAUGUGCAGCCAUGGUCAGCGAUCCGCCCUGCCGCACCACUCAGAACCUGGACAAGUACAGGACCGCCACCAGCGUGUGCAACAACCUGGCGAGUCCUCGCCUGGGGGCCUCCAACACCCCCUUCAAGCGGUUGCUUCCCGCUCAAUACGACGACGGCGUCGCCUUGCCCAACGGCUGGGAGAGAAGCCGCCGCUUCAACAACUUCGUUCUCCCUCUGGUCAGAGAGGUGUCCAAUCGCAUCCUGGCGACGCCAGACGAGGGCGUGGUCAACGACACUGAAUUUUCCCACAUGACGACCCUGUUCGGCCAGUGGAACGACCACGACCUCACCUUCACCCCCUUCUCCCCAAGCAUCCGCUCCUUCAGCAACGGCCUCAACUGUGACGAGAGCUGCGAGCGCUCCGAGCCCUGCUUCCCAAUUCAGAUCCCCCCCGGCGACCCCCGCUUGCCAACAGGCCCCGACAGCUGCAUCCCGGUCUUCCGAUCGGCGGCCGUUUGUGGAACCGGAAAUUCGGCGUUCAAUUUUGGCGGCGUGGCGAAUAAGCGGGAGCAGAUCAACACCCUGACGGCGUUCCUGGACCUGGGCCAGGUGUACGGCUCGGAGGAGCAGCUGGCGAUGGACCUCCGCAACCUCACGACCGAUGCGGGCCUCCUGCGCGUCAACGACAAGUUCAGGGACAACGGCCGGGAGCUGCUGCCGUUCAGCCCCCUGCUGCCCAAAAUGUGCGCUACACGCCAGAGAGUCACAAACAACAGCAAGGCCGAGGAGGUGCCCUGUUUCCUUGCAGGUGACGUUCGUGUCGAUGAGAACAUUGCCCUGACGUCCCUCCACACCCUGUUCAUGCGAGAACACAACCGUCUGGCGCGUGAACUCAAGAAGCUAAACCCGCAGUGGGACGGUGAAACCCUCUACCAAGAGGCUCGUAAAAUCAUGGGCGCGUACACUCAGGUGUUUGUUUUCAGGGACUACCUGCCCCACAUCGUGGGUGACGUGGCCAUGUCCAGACUGCUGGGCCGCUACCCAGGCUACGACCCCAACGUGGACCCCAGCAUCGCCAAUGUGUUCGCCACCGCCGCCUACCGCUUUGCCCACCUCGCCAUCCAGCCCUUCCUAGCUCGCCUCGACCAAAACUACCGGGAGAACGCCCGCAUCCCCAACGUGCCGCUCUUCAAGGCCUUCUUCACCCCCUGGAGGAUCGUAUUUGAAGGCGGAAUCGACCCCCUGAUCCGAGGUCUUGCGGGCCGUCCUGCAAAACUGAACGCUAAGAAACCCGUGCUGGUGAACGCGUUGCGGGAGAGGCUCUUCCAGUUUGUCAUGCACCUGGCUCUGGACCUUGGGUCGCUCAACAUGCAGAGGGGCCGGGACCACGCCAUCCCUGGCUACAACGCGUGGCGUAAGUUCUGUGGGCUGUCCCAGCCCGGCAACCAGGCAGAGCUGGCUCGGGUCCUUAACAACGCGGGCCUGGCGACAAGGCUCCUGCAGCUGUAUGGAACACCAAGCAACAUCGACGUGUGGCUGGGAGGCGUGGCAGAACCCUUGGUCCAGGGUGGCCGUGUGGGCCCUCUGUUCGCCUGCCUCAUCGCCAACCAGUUCAAGAACAUCCGCCAGGGAGACAGGUUGUGGUACGAGAAUCAGGGUGUGUUCAGCCCCAGCCAGAGGAAUGUGCUGCGCACUGCCUCCCUGGCCAGGAUCAUCUGCGACAACACAGGCAUCUCCAGUGUCCCCCGGGACCCCUUCAGCCUCCUCAGCGGUAGUAACCGUCUGGUCAGAUGCUCCGAUGUCACAAGCAUGACCCUCUUGCCCUGGAGGGAGAGGCCCAACGAUGAGCCAGCAUCAGGCACAAAUGGAAUUCUUGCAGCCAUUGAAGCUGAGAGGACCAGGCUGUCUCAGGCCGAGCAGGACAUCCUUGGCAGGAUGGAGCCGAAGAUGGAAGAGGACAAUGAGGUGACCCGGGUGGCAUAAGAGGUGAACCUGGCCAUUGAAAGAAAGAAUUCUAAUCAAUGCAACCCGUUUACUGUCUUUACCUUCUUGACUUAAUGGUGAAUUCUUGUCAUUCACCAUUCAACAAACCAAUUAUUCUCUCAAAGCCUUCUUUAAAAUGUAAAAGACUGUUGCCUGAUUUUCUAAAAAAUCACGCCAUUAUUUAGGACCACUGUUACACUAUGAAAUAAAGUACACUGAAAUGUUUAACCACAACUCUGACAAUUGAAUUAAAGUAUUUACAUAGUUCUUUAUAAGGUCUGGUACGAUUUCUACCAUGGACAUUUUAGGCCUUGUUUUUGUUUUUAUUUUAUGGACUAAAUGUGUUCUGUCUGUUUUAAUCCAAUCUAUUAUAACGCAUCUUAAAACAUUUUUAGCCCGCCUCAUAUGAAACGCAAUAACUGCUUUGAAUAAAUUCUUCCUCUGUGGUUGAAUUUGUCAAUCAAGAUGAAUUGUUUAGUAAUGACUUUCAAAUCCUUAAAAAAAAAAGGGAAAAAUAAAUAGUCACUGUUUGAUGAUU
Messenger RNA from Gadus morhua (Atlantic cod), 2954 nucleotides. RefSeq names its product eosinophil peroxidase. Gene Ontology annotation, molecular function: heme binding; peroxidase activity. Gene Ontology annotation, biological process: response to oxidative stress. Bases 83 to 2416 code for a protein of 777 amino acids. Lineage: Eukaryota; Metazoa; Chordata; Actinopteri; Gadiformes; Gadidae. The record is from RefSeq and is a predicted model, not a curated record. The transcript has 16 exons.